Messenger RNA from Arachis ipaensis, 1621 nucleotides. Lineage: Eukaryota; Viridiplantae; Streptophyta; Magnoliopsida; Fabales; Fabaceae. The record is from RefSeq and is a predicted model, not a curated record.
CCUCACUCGCACACAAGUCCACGGAACCCAGCCCCCUCUCUCUCUCCACCCACGGAACCCUGGCCCCUUUUUCUUUCUCUCUCCCAGCCAACAGCAGCAGGAGGCCAGGAGCCACCGCCCAGUGCCCAGCGCCGUCGUCGCCGACAAACUCGUCUCCUCAGCCAGCGUCCAGCCUCGCCGUCGCCGAUCCUCUUCUCCUGGAUCCCAUCUCCUCGCGUCGCUAGGUCUCAUCGCCGAACGAGUGGACGGUGCUGUCGCCGCCGGGCGGAACUGACCGUGGUGGUAUUAGGAAUCAUCGCCUGUGGAAGCUCAACCCCGCAGCCCCGUCGCCUGUGGAAGCUCGGCGCCGUCGCAGGAGCUUGACGUCGUCCCCUCUGUUGGAGCGCUGGAGCGCGCUCUCUGUGUUCACCGUGCCUCCGUCACCGUGUCCUAAUUCUUGUGAUUACAGAUACUUUGGUAGUUGAUGAUUAUGCCAAGCUAGAAUGAUCAGAGGGAAAUAAUGAUCAACAUUCCAAUUUGAGGUUCUGAAAACCGGACCGGUUAUCAAUCCGUUCUAGUCACUGGUUUAUUAGUUCACAGGUUCAACCGGUCUAACCGUGGUUCAACCGGUAAAACCGUUUUAUAAAUUCUUCAAAUUAUACGAAACUGAAUUCUUCAAACCCCCCUUUGACUGUAGCAGUGUUCAAAUUGGUACCAAAUCAAAACCCUAGUUCCUCCUCAACCGUUCUGCUGCCGUGCCGCCGCCGUCCGUGUUGUCGGCCUCCGCUUCUUCCUCCUUCCCCGUGUCCUGAACCCAGGCUCUCUUUUGUAGCUCUGCACGUCGUCCCCAUCCUCCCUGACUUCUCUGUUCGAGGCUUGGAGCAGCUCGCCAUCGGGUCACCGCUCGCCAUCCUUCUCUCCGUCGAAGGUUGAAUAAGGACUUUGCCACGUUGAUAUAUCAGAGAGAAGAUCACGCAGUUGAUCAAUGAGUAUCUUUAGGUGGAUGAAUGGUCAGCAUUUAAGGGCACGACCAUCACAGGAAGUGACCCAAUUUAUUGGAGAUCGCUGGAAGGCAUCUGACUUAUUCAUAGUAUCAGCAGGGCCCUUUGUUGAUCGGUACGUGCUGAGAAUAUUCAUAUCAUUGAAACACAUUACGGCAAAUGUUGUGGAUAGAAACCAUGGUCAUGUUGUAGCAACCUCCUCCACAGCGGAGCACUCCAUUAAACAGUCACUUGAGAGUGGCCGGUCCUGCAAUGCGAAAGCAGCUGCUGUUGUUGGGGAGAUAUUGGCCAUGCGUCUCAAAGUUGAAGGACUUAAGGAUGGACAAGGAAGAGGAAUUUAUGUCAAUGUAACUAAGGAAAUAAAGAAGAAGGGAUUUAAGAGCCAAACCAAGGUUUGGGCUAUUGUUAAUGCCCUUAAAAACAAUGGUGUUAAACUCAUAGAUGAAGAUGAUGGUAAUGAUUCUUCUCCUAGUCAUUCAUAAGAUGUCUUUUGUAUAUCUAUAAAUAUAUUAGAAUGUUUUUGUAUCCAAUGAUAAUAUAGGAAUGCAGUGAUUUUUGUACUAAGAACAUCUUUUCAAUAUACAAAUACACCUAUCUUCUGCUGUUAUAUUGAUAGUAAAUGUAAAUCAGAAUAAUGUGUA